AUGAUUACAGAAACCGAAACGGAGUUAGCUGAAAGUAGCUCACUGCCUAUGCUACCCUCAUCGAUGAUGUCGUCGCGAGAACAUACUGUUGACGUUGAUGUCGACAUUAUUUCACAACAUCGAACAAUAGUCGCCGUCAUUUGGUGCAUCGUGGCCGCGAUCGGUCUCUUCGGGAAUGCAUUAGUCGUCGUUUCCGUGGUCGUUGACAAGAAGUUGCAAACGACCACGAAUAUCCUUGUGGUCAAUCUCGCAAUCGCCGACUUCUUGACGUGUCUCUGUCUGUCAGUUGAGUGUAUCAUGCUCCUAUGCAAACAAGGGACUUCUCCGAUUCCCAACUUCGUCUGCGCCUUCGUCGGAGGGACUAUCUAUACCUGUAUCCUUUGUAGCAUCUCGACGCUGGUCGCCAUCGCAUUCAUUCGCUGGUACGUCAUCACGAAAUCCGUUCGUGUUCAUCAAGGGAUUCUGACACCAAGGAAGAACAUCGUGGUGGCGGUUGCUAUCUGGGUUGAGUCCCUCCUGAUCACGCUCGUACCGUCCCUUUUCGGGAUCGUCGAGUUCGGUCAUUCUAGAUUCUAUUCCCUUUGCUCGAUAAGGGAUGACAACCCCCUUCGUGUGUACUACAUCCUGCUUCAAGGUGUGAUCCUCAUCGUGGCACUUCUGGCCAUCGGAGUCUUCUACGCCUUAAUACUGGCGUUUGUGCUCCGUCAUAACCGGGAUCUCAGGGCCAGACUGUCCUCAUCAAGUGGCAAUAACGCGCCCUACAACUCCAGAAACAUCGCGGUCAGCAGCGUCAGCAACACCGUCGCUUCAUCAGAAGGGAGACCUCCAGCAGGACCGUCAGCGGGCCAACGGCCAAACGCCAGGGAGGUCAUCCACAAACGGGAAGUGGCAAUCACCAAGAACUUAUUCGCAGUUGUAUGUGUCUUUGCCAUUUGUUACCUACCAACGGGAAUCAGCCUCGUUAUCCCUGGUGCUGGUGCCCCCACUCUGUACGCCAUGAUGAUAGGUCUUGCUAACAAUGCACUGAAUCCUAUCAUAUACGCCCUCAAGCAUCCCAUCUUUCAAGGCGUCUUCAAGAGGCUGUUGCUAUGUCGGGUCUCCAGCCUAUCAGGUCCUGAAGCAUGA
Lytechinus pictus (painted urchin) is the source of this 1125-nucleotide messenger RNA. RefSeq names its product rhodopsin, GQ-coupled-like. The transcript has a single exon. The coding region runs from base 1 to 1125 and encodes 374 amino acids. Gene Ontology annotation, cellular component: plasma membrane. Gene Ontology annotation, biological process: G protein-coupled receptor signaling pathway; cellular response to light stimulus; phototransduction. The record is from RefSeq and is a predicted model, not a curated record. NCBI's taxonomy places the organism in Eukaryota, Metazoa, Echinodermata, Echinoidea, Temnopleuroida, Toxopneustidae. Gene Ontology annotation, molecular function: G protein-coupled photoreceptor activity.